AUGACCAGUAUGGGCGCAGGCAGGCAAGGCAUGCUCAACUUCAGAGUCACGCACCCAGACGUCUUCACACACGGCAUCUGUGGCCGUAAGGACUGCUACCGCGGCUCACCGGCGGCAGCAGACUGCGAGUUCCACGGCAAUGCCGUUCGGGAUAUCAUCAGAUCGCGGCGGGACCAGAGACGGGCACGCUUACAACAACGGUGUCGGACCCACGGCGGCAGCAUCGACAUGACACCGACUGCGGCGACGGCAUCCGCGUCUUCGACGAGCCGGAGCGUCACGCCUCUGAAACGGCAGCCGAGUCAAAGCAGCAGCAUCAGCAAGCCGGAUAGCCCGCUGUCCUUCACCUCGUCUGAGUUCUCGGCCGACUUUUCACCAUGCGUCUCGCCGUUGAUGGAGGAUCUCAUGCUUGAGGUCACGGAUGCGAUUGAGAGCAGCGGCCAGACGCCAGAGCUUCUGGCCAUGUCGCCAAGGCGGACGACGUCGGCGUUCAAUAUGGACGACAUAUUCAGAAUGAUUGACGAGGCUCAGAGGGAGUACGAGAGCCUGAGCGACGCGCCUGUCACACCAGCAAGAAGAAACGAAAUACCCCGCGAGCCACGCUGGAGCUGGGAGAGUCUGCUAGGCCCAUCAUGA
Messenger RNA from Colletotrichum fioriniae, 636 nucleotides. RefSeq lists its product as uncharacterized. Lineage: Eukaryota; Fungi; Ascomycota; Sordariomycetes; Glomerellales; Glomerellaceae. The record is from RefSeq and is a predicted model, not a curated record.